UCCAGCCUGUUUGCUCUCUGCCAAAAACCCCCCACCACAUCUUGGCCCGUCAAAACAGACCUCAUUCACCACUCAGCUCUGAUAUGGGAUCGUUGCCCAUCGGUUGAACCGUGUCACAUCCCAUCCCAUCUCCCCAAUACACAAUGUUCAGUGAUGGAGUAAACCGGAUGCCUGCGACAUCCCACCAGUCCUUCACUUCCUCCUCACAUGCUGCCCGUCCCAGUCCGCAACCUGAUGCCGCCACCUCGAGCUCAGCUGAUGCCGGCGCCCGAGCUGCUUCGGCCUCAAUAACUUCGUCGAAUCCUCCUCGUUCAAAUCCUCCUCGGCGUGCUCCUGGUCCCUCGUCAGCCCCAGACGAGCCCCGGUCCUCAAUGGCGUCCCGCUCGUCCCUUGCCCCCCCGAGCCUGCCCGACCGCAGGCGCCCUUCUUCCCAACGACACCACUCUUUUCAAUCCAGCCAUUCCCAACAGGAGAGACAUGGAGACCGGCCUGAUGCACCAGCUGUAACGUCCCAAUCGUCCCCUUCAUCUCCCGUGUCCCACCCAGCCAACCGGAUGUCCCGAUCGCUCGGUGCUUCCGCAGAUACCCCUCCUGAGCGCAUCAAAGUACGCGACCUCAAACACAUCCAACGCUUUGCCAGCGAGGAGGUGCUGUCGUCUUCGCGCGAAGGGAUGGCAACUCGUCCCUUUCAAAAUUCUGGUCGACAGUACGAUAUUCGAUCGAUGCCAGUCAUUGAUGUGAUCGAGAUGAUCGCAGGUCUCCUAAACAAGAUCACCGCCACAAACGACCUUCAGCACGAACAUAUCCACCGUCACAUCCCUUCGCCGGAAUGUGUUGCUAGCCUCAGUCCGCAGGCCGCAAGCGUACUGGCCUUCCAUGGGAAAAACACCCCCAACAUAGGGCUCUAUGACUAUCUCAUAAGAAUAUACCGGUACUGCCCGUCGUCCUAUGAGAUCUUCCUUUGUCUACUCGUCUAUUUCGACCGUAUGGCCGAGAUCGUCAAUAAGGGCUACCUUCAGAACCUUCAACGACGGCACGAUGGCAAAAAUAGUCAACGGCCUACCUCUCCAGCUCCCCCGCUCACUAUCACUCCUGGUGGGCGCUCCUCUCACCUCAUCACGCCCCCUUCCUCCGGUGUCAACGCUCCACUUACCCACAGCGAACCUCCAUCUCCAAUGAUCCAAGAUCCACAGCAACCGCCGGCUUCAAACGCAGAUUCCAUGCAAGUUGAUAACAACAAUCCUGAUUAUACCCAUGAUCACAACAAUGAUGACGCCGAUGCAGUAGACUUCUCGCAUUAUUUCGUUGUUGAUAGUCUCAAUAUCCACCGUCUCGUUAUAGCGGGUAUUACGUGCGCGACCAAAUACUUUUCUGAUGCGUUUUGGACCAAUUCAAGAUACUCCAAGGUUGGUGGCAUACCACUUCGCGAACUCAACCACAUUGAGCUCCAGUUUCUCUUGCUCAACGACUUCCGUCUCUCCAUCUCCCCUGACGAAUUACAAACAUACGCGACGAUGUUGGUGGAAUUUUAUAUAAGAGAAAUUCUCAACCAGCGCAAACGGCUCCAGGAACAGACUCAGGGCCAAAUACCUCAGUCACCUCCGGGCACUCCACAAACAGAGAUCAGAGCAGGAGCCUGAACAGGGCAUGGUGUACGCAUGCUUGCAUCCAGCUCUCGCCCGACAUCUGGAAGGUUUAUGUAAGAUGACGAGACGCAUCAAGGCGCAUAGACCACCGAUUGAUAUCUCUCUGUAUGCCUACUGGAUUUAUCUCAGUUAUCUCUGUGAUGAAUCAGCUGAGAAGGUCGGGACAUUUAUUUUCAACAAAUCGCAUAGCUAUUCCUGGAAUAUUUUCUGCAUCAUGCCACGAAGAUUAAUCCUUUGAGCUAUGCACAUCUGCUUAUGAUGCUUUCUACGGUUUUAUACCAAUUAUUCUGGAGUGUUUUUAUUUGUUUCAUACUCCCCUUCUACACUACUUCUAUUUCUUUUCUUCCUUGAGCAGAGUUGAUGUUUUCACGCUUAUUCUCCACCUCGCUCCCUAAUGAUUUUUCAAAGUCUCUGGUUCUUGCGUGUAAUUCAUUUCUAUUGCCUCUCCUGCAGGGAAGUUAUGUGUUUAUGCUUAUUUGACCUUCUAAUUUGACCAGGGGUUUUCUUUCCACCUCAUUCAUUUCUAGCAAUCCCUUUUCUUUUUCUUUUUGUGCUCUGUAGCCGUGCGCAAUUGUCCAGCUGAUACAGAAGUAUUAUCAUUUUUUAAUCAAUGGAAUUCCUGAUUGUCCUGCUGACCCAUUGAUAUUAUCAUUUC
This is a messenger RNA of Coccidioides immitis RS, 2301 nucleotides long. Its product is annotated as cyclin-dependent protein kinase complex component. The transcript has 2 exons. Gene Ontology annotation, biological process: regulation of cyclin-dependent protein serine/threonine kinase activity. The record is from RefSeq and is a predicted model, not a curated record. Gene Ontology annotation, cellular component: cyclin-dependent protein kinase holoenzyme complex; nucleus. Bases 144 to 1640 code for a protein of 498 amino acids. Gene Ontology annotation, molecular function: protein kinase binding; cyclin-dependent protein serine/threonine kinase regulator activity. NCBI's taxonomy places the organism in Eukaryota, Fungi, Ascomycota, Eurotiomycetes, Onygenales, Onygenaceae.